AUGCAUUGCUCGUACUCUUUUUUUCUAGUGACUGCUUUCGCAAUGUGGCGGCCAAGAAGUUGGGAUGACUCGAAAAUUUUAACUGCCCUGUACACUUUGUACAGUAUACUUUCGUUCACGGUGUAUUACACCUUUUUGAUUUCGCAAAUUUUGGAUAUCGUACUGCUGGCGGAAAACAUUCAGCAAAUAACGGAAAAUAUGAUACAGCUUAUUAAUGUGGUCAAUGUGUCUCAGAAAAGCCUCUGUUUCUUCUUAAAGCGAAAGAAAAUCAUAAGGUUCAUGGAUUACUUUUUCGAGGAUAUGACUUUGCCGCAGUCGCCUAGGGAAAAAGAGAUCCAAAAAUCAUUCGACGACGAGUCCAAAGGAAAUUCCCAAAAAUUAUUCGUUCUCUAUAGCGUAUCCGUGGUGAUGUACGUGUACAUGCCAUUUUUUAUAUCGAAGCGCGAAGACAGAGUGUUGCCAUACAGAGCCUGGAGGCCUUACUCCCUCGACAACGUCAACUAUUACUACUUGGCCUACCUUCACCAGAGUUGGUCAGUCACUAUAGCCGCAACGGGAAACGCAGCAACCGAGACGUUGGUCAGCGGAUUCAUGAUUCAAAUAUGCGCGCAGUUCGAAAUUCUGGAACAUCGCUUCAUGCAGCUGCCGAAGAUAUUGAAGGAGAUGCGGGAAAACGGAGAAUCAGAGAGCACCGUUCUCGCGACGGAAAGAAGCAUAAUUAUCAAGCUCAUACAUCACCACUGGCGCAUCUUCGAGAUGACGGAGCUUUUCAACGAUAUUUUCGUUUUUGUUAUUCUAUCACAAUUCGUGACGAGUAUAACGGUUUUGUGUGUUAGCACAUAUAACCUGGCAUUGUGCAAAUCGGUGAAUAAUGAUUUCGUGACCAUAUUUAUGUACUUACUUUGCAUGUUGCUGCAAAUAUUUAUGUACACAUGGUACGGCAAUGAAAUAACAUUAAGGAGUUGUGAUUUAGGCAAUCGCAUAUUUCUUUCUGAAUGGAGAUCACUGAAUCCUCCUACUGUAAAAAAUCUGUUGAUUAUAGCCCAAAGAACGAUGAAACCUAUAAUUUUGAGUAGCGGAUAUGUAAUCACGUUGUCAAAUGUUGCCUUCACAAGUAUUGUUAAAACAUCGUAUUCUGUAUUCAAUGUUUUGAACGUAUGA
This is a messenger RNA of Nasonia vitripennis (jewel wasp), 1161 nucleotides long. RefSeq names its product odorant receptor 80 (gene Or80). The record is from RefSeq and is marked inferred. The transcript has 5 exons. Gene Ontology annotation, cellular component: plasma membrane. Lineage: Eukaryota; Metazoa; Arthropoda; Insecta; Hymenoptera; Pteromalidae. The coding region runs from base 1 to 1161 and encodes 386 amino acids. Gene Ontology annotation, molecular function: olfactory receptor activity; odorant binding. Gene Ontology annotation, biological process: sensory perception of smell; detection of chemical stimulus involved in sensory perception of smell.